AUGAUCCCUGAAUUCAAGAAAACUUUAAUAAUAUACCUACAGCUAGAGUAUAAAAACUUAAUGAUAUUAACUUACACAAACCCAAAACUUAAUUCCAGGCUAUGUAAGCAAAGCACACGCAUUGGAUAUUCUUGGGCUCCCAUUGACUUCUCUUUCCAUUUUUUCUUAACUGUUUUCAUUCCCGGCUCUUGUUUUUCUUAUAUGCCCUUGGCUUUUCUUGUGCGGCUGCGUUUGGUCCUCGAACUUGAAAUGUUCAAGAAAAACUACCACCAAAACGAUGGUCUCCUGCAUGCGCACCCCACAUCACCCGCGACCUCAGCAUACAAAAAUAACCAAAAUAAUUUGCAUGAAGUGAUUCACAACAAAGGAGGUGUUGGCUUAAAAACUUGGGGGACUUGUGUUUGCUUUUCUUAUAUAAGUAGAGCUAAAAGUGUGUAA
Messenger RNA from Dujonia railenensis, 438 nucleotides. NCBI's taxonomy places the organism in Eukaryota, Fungi, Ascomycota, Pichiomycetes, Serinales, Debaryomycetaceae. The record is from the annotation of a GenBank genome assembly.